This is a messenger RNA of Neocloeon triangulifer, 2517 nucleotides long. RefSeq lists its product as uncharacterized. The record is from RefSeq and is a predicted model, not a curated record. The transcript has 10 exons. The coding region runs from base 306 to 1826 and encodes 506 amino acids. Lineage: Eukaryota; Metazoa; Arthropoda; Insecta; Ephemeroptera; Baetidae.
ACUCGGUCAACCAAAUCGACAGUGGUUGGUUCGUUGCUCGCUCCGUCUUCAAAUCAAAUUGCGGUCGCAAAACUCAAUUUCAAAACACGAGAAUGGCCUCAGAAGAAUUCCGAUAAAACAACAACGACCGUGACCUACACGAAAUCACACCUGCUGACAAUUUUAAUUCGUCCAGCGUUGUCCAAGGAGGCCCAUGAUGUGAGACCAACUUGCAUCCGCCCACCAGACCGGAGAGUGCCUUUCGGAAAAACAUCUGUCGGAGAACAGCUGCGGUUGCCCAUGGUUACGGGACUUAUUUUUUCAUAAUGGAGCGCCCCAAUUCCAGGUCUAGCGGCCGCCGUGAAAAGGAAAAAGAAUACAACGGCGGCGGCAGCAAAAGUGGUUCAGCAAAAUCAAGCAAGAAGGCAACUAGGACCACUCACGGCUACGCCGGCAACUUCCUCAACAGCACCUACCCCACGACCCUGUUCAACAAGGGUUACAGCUUUUACGACCCUUUCUUUGGUGUUUUGGGCCCUCACGCCUUCUCGAAUCCUGCUCCGCCUCCGUAUUCGGACCUUUUACAAAAACCCUCCUUUCCCUACUCUUCAAAUUUUGCUCAGCCCAUGUACCACAACAUGCCGGGCAGUCCUUAUGCAACUCACUCAGCCGAACCGUCCUCUUUGCCAGUUUAUGGUCCCUGGUCAUCUCCGAGGACAGUCAGACCUGCUAUGUUGUCACCAGCGUGGGAUGUUUGGUCUCCAGAGAACAGAGCAUUUCGAGAUUCUCCUAAAGGAGCACCAACGCCUCCUACAAGAUUUAGCAAUGGUUACUUGUGGAUUCCCGACGAAGACGACUUUGCCAGUUUGCCACCGCAGGUGUCUUCUGAACUGAAAUCUCCUCGCAGCUCACCAAAACCAGACAAUCGCAGGUUCAGCGAUCCUGGUCUCAACAUAUCACAGGAGGAUAAAGAAAACGAGGAGUCGUCGAAUACUGAUUGCGGAGAAGAUGACGAAGAGGGAGAGUCGGCUGCUGCUUUAGCAAUGCAGGGGGGUCUUGUGCAGCGACUUUUGAUGGAAAUGGGAGCACUGAGAGCAGCUAAUCAAAAUUUGCAACGCGAGCUGAACGAAACGAAAAUUCAACUGGAGACGGUCAAAGCUCGGCAAAAUUCAUCGUGGAGAAAUCUGGGACCGGACUAUCAUCCUGGAAUGUUUGCAGACAUGAUCCGUGAGGUAAGGGAUGCUAGUCGAUUGAGAGAUGAAGCAAUGAUGUCCCGUCUCAGAAUGGCUAGCAAUGGUUUCCAAGAUUUCUCUGAUGUGCGCCACUACCUCGAAACACAAAGCCAUCGAAGUAACGAGAGGCCUCGGCGGGAGGCACCCCCUUCGAUGAGACCUCAGGCUGCACCUCGCAGGAGAAACUUACGAACCUCGCGUGGAAGUGUACACGGGAGCAGGGCUGAAAGUAGCAUUGACGAAGAUGAAAGCAGCUUAUCAGGAGACCUGCUAUCUGGAAAUGCAGAAACCGCGUCUUGCUCGAGCCCAGCAGGGAACUCAAACGUUGCUGGGGUUUUGGCGGAGCAAGUUUCUCAGUUGCAGAAGGAAAAGCAGCAGCUCAACGAUGAAUUGAAGCAGGCGCGCGAUUCCAGGGUGGAGACGGAGGCGCAUGUUCAAAAAUUGGAAAGGCUUGUUGGGAUUCUCCGGAAGAAAAUCACUGUGGUAAAUGGGGUAGGUGACGGCUUGUCCAUGCAGGGCUCCACCGCUUCAUCCUCGCCAACGUCCUCUUUGGAACCCGUCCUUACCGGCGCCAUGUCACAGGUCACUAUCCACGGCCCUGUGACCAACUUGUGAACUUGCCUCUUUUGAAUUUUUUUAAGUUAAACAAAUAAUGGUUACAAAAUAUAAUAUUAUUUUCCACGGAGAAAGAUAGAUUCCCUUGCAAGCUAGUGACUAUUUCUCUAGCUGUGCGGCUAAUUGACAGCGACGUUUAUUAAACGCGAUACAGGCAAACCAUACCAAUGAACCAGAAUCUGAUAUACAAUUAAUGAUACCACUGUUAUUUACUUGUAGUUGAACCUAUAACCAUAAAAUUAUUUUAUCAGAAAAUUGUGUCCAAGUUUUAAGAAGAAUUGGAAAAUUUCUAAAAAUUUGCCCAGAAGCAAUCAAAAGUGUAAACUUUGAAUCAUCAAGUGAUACAUUAAAAUGUUGAACAUCUAAAAAGUCAACAUCACUAUUUGAAUUAACAUUGAAUGCAAUAAACUGACUGAAAGUAGUAUUUUUAGACGAAGAAAAGAAUGUACGGCACCAAUCAGCUUAAAGUUGUUUUAUGCAACAAAUUUCAAACGCGUUUUGUUUAUGUAACUUUUUGAACUAAUAUUUAUAUAUUCUGCUUUUAUUGUUCUAUUUACACUUUCUACUUAAUUACAGCUGUUUCCAGUAUUAUGCUCUUUUGUGAAAAAAUUGUGUCAUUCAUUAUCGUCAUCAUCGAAUAUUGAGCUGCUGAAUUUGUCAAAUAAUAAAAUGUGUAUAAUUCGUACUUGGA